AUGACCACUCCUUCCCAGCCGUUAUCUUACUUGACAUCAAAAUGCGUUGCACUCUACAUGGAUCCAAACAAACGGUUACAACUCUACCUACGCUGCCCAUCUUUCGCUAGUGCCCACAAAAAUCAAGCCAUGAGAAUCAAGAAUCUGAAAGUGCGACCAGAACACUUUGAGAUCGAUGGAACUAUCUACAGUCUAGGAGUGAUUACCCAAUACACGGACAGACCGAAUCCGAGAUCUGUUGUUUUGGACAACGCUAAAGGAGGAAUCCAAGAACACGUUGACAUCUACGGUCUCCCGCCGAGACGGACAGAAGAUGAGGAGGAAAAUGUUGAAUUAGAUAACGAUGAAAUUGCCAGUUUAAGGGAAUUGAUCGCCAGUAUGGAGCAAGAUCAUGCGAGACGAGGAAUACCUGGAAAGCCUGGAAGUCGUAUUAAAAUUCAGAGAAUGAAUUUAAAAGCGGAAGCAUAUAACAUGCGAAUCAAUAACACUCCGCCGCCAUACCGUCAUUAUCUUCAAUUGACUAUUUCUACAGGAAAAUUAGUCAAAAUGGAGCGUGUGGUUUAUGACAAACAAUUUGGAAUUGGCAAAGAAUACAUUGAAAAAAUGGUGUUUGGCAUCAGCAAAAUUCAAGUGGAACACCUUCAAAUUGGCGCUGACAAAUAUCUUAAUGAUUCGGAUAACAGACUCGGUAUCGAGUACGGCCCUCCUCGUCACGAACCACUUUUCGCCUACACACCACAAACAGAUAGUGUGAAACCAUUACUUUCAAUUCAAAGUAUAGAAGUAGGCGUGCUGAAAGUCACUGGAAUUCUGACGAAUGCGUUGGCUAGUCUCAGACCUAUUUUGUCUCAGGUCCCAUUAAGAACACUAAUAGCGGCUCCUUAUCAAAAGACUUUUCCCGAGGACCCAAUUGUAAACAGAGCACAAUUCCUUCAAAUCGAUGGGGUCUCGCCAAUAAAUGUACUAAGUAACCGUCCACACGACCGAAUUCAUCUCGGUUUAACUUUUAAACAAACUGACGAUGAUUUAAUCAACUUGGUAAACGAAUGGAAGAAAAGGAAGAUCCGAAUUGGAACCUAUUACUCGAUAAGAGAUCGCUUUGAUGGCUUGAUUUUGACUAUUUUCCAAACGUUUAGAAACAUUCCAGGUGCGAAGUUUGGAGAGAACGAAGAAACCAGACUGACAGCAUUUCCGGAGUGCAUCAUUGUCCCGAUGGGAAACGAUACGGAGCUGAAUGUCUACCGCACCGAGCCGAUUGAAGUAGAGAGGGACUCCUACAGUAGUAUUGUGAAAAUAAAAUGGCAGCCAAGAGGAUAUGCUACAGCUAACGAGGAUAUGUAA
Messenger RNA from Caenorhabditis remanei, 1341 nucleotides. RefSeq lists its product as uncharacterized. The coding region runs from base 1 to 1341 and encodes 446 amino acids. The record is from RefSeq and is a predicted model, not a curated record. The transcript is spliced from 3 exons. Lineage: Eukaryota; Metazoa; Nematoda; Chromadorea; Rhabditida; Rhabditidae.